Acaulospora morrowiae is the source of this 3075-nucleotide messenger RNA. Lineage: Eukaryota; Fungi; Glomeromycota; Glomeromycetes; Diversisporales; Acaulosporaceae. The record is from the annotation of a GenBank genome assembly.
AUGGAUCCAAGCUUAUACCAACAACGCCAGCAACAGAACCGUGUUUCUUAUCCAUUCACUGGAAACCCUCAAGCGGGAUCAACUAAUGUCAUGGGUGUUGGUGCGUAUCCUCAACAGUACCUGUCAGCUAACAUGACAAAUAACGCAGGAUACUUGCAAUCCAGUAACGGCAUCAAUCCCAUGAUGCCCAUUUCUGGUCGCCCGGUAUACCCUGUACCUGUUGCCUCCAUGACAUCUAUGACAACUAACGGUAUGCCCGCAGCGAAACGAGUGGCCCUUGCACCCAACCCGCCAAUGCAAAAUGUGUUUUCAAAUAUUACACAAACCCCUGGCCAGAAUCAGCUUUAUGCGACUACUGGGGGCUUCCCUAGCCAACAAAUGAUGAGUGCUGGGAGGUCAACAGCACCUACACAGUCAUUUGUAAAUACCGAUAUUCAAAAUAUAGACGGAAAAAAUUCAAUAUCGAUGCAGGCUAAUACAUAUGCAACGCCAAUUCAAAAUAUAAAUAAGUAUUAUGGACAAUUUCAACAACAGACACCAACAAAGGCCAAUGCCAUAGCAAAUAAUUUUAAUAAUCUUUUAAAUCAACCUCAAUCUCCGCAUUCCCAACAAAAUCAAGCGAUGCAAAAUUCAAUCCAACAAGAUGACAGUCAAGUUGAUUGGUUAGAGUUAGGUGAUGAUGAUGAUAUAGUAUAUGAUUUCAAUUGUUCGAAUGAAGCUUCUAGUAGCAUUGGAGGCAACAUGCAUAACUGGAAUUCCAAUUCGUUGCAAGGUAAUUUGCACUAUCCAUCUCAAAAUUCAUCAAAGUCAUAUCCGACAAUUAAUAAUAACAUUCAGCGGGAUGAUUCUAGUUUCAACUUUUCUACUAUUACUCCUGGUACCGUAACAUCAAGUGGUAUUUCACAAAAUUUAUCACCAAAAAGCAUUCAAUACAAUUCAAUGGGAAUGCUUCCUAGAUCGCCAGAUUCUAUCAUCUCAUCAAAUAUGGUAGCCGACUCAAGUUCCCAGUCGGUAUUGUACAAUCAGAGCCAAUCUAUUAACCUCAACCAACAACAGACGGCGACUCAAAUUGGACAAUAUAAUAAGAUCGCAACAAAAGAUCAUACUGGUUCGAAUUCGAUUAUUGGAAGUUAUCCUCAGCCGUCUGCACAGUCGUCAAUAUCUACUGAAUUAUCCUCGACAUCUAGCAUUCAAAAUGCAGUGAUUGACUCAUACAAACAAUCACCACAAACAACUGUAGAUUCUUCUACAGUAGCGUCAAUUAAAUCUAAUACGUUAAUGGGGCAUAUAGAAUCAAUGCAACGAACACCACCGCAAGCACAAGAAAAUCAAACCGAAAAUACACCCAUCACGAAUAUAAUGGAAAACCAGAACUUGUAUACUUCUAAUGUCCAAAUAACGAGUUCCACAUCAACAAUUAGCGCCAAAGAUGAUGAUGAUCUUACCAAUUCUUCUAAUCCUACAAAUUUUCCUCAGCAAUCGCAACAACAAAACAAACAAACAUUUAACUCUUUUCAAAAUGAUAAACCAAAGACCGAAAAUCAUGUAGAAAAUUCGAGCAUUUCCAACAAUUUGGCACAGAAUUUGCGUUUGCCCGUAAACACAGGGAUAGCUGGACGUAGAAUAGGUAAUUCACGCCAAGUUUCCCGACAAUCUGAGAAGUCACCUGUCACCGCGCCACCCCCGGUGACAUCUUCACAAUCACCUAAUCCAGCGGUGCCAACAAAAAAUGCCGUUCCUAAGCCUCCAAAGGUCAAUUACUCUCCAAAGAUACGUCGCGUCGAAAGUCAUGGAGGGCUCGAUUUGAAGGUCUUUGAGAAAUUUUCAUUACCAUUACACUUACCUGGUAUUCAGGACUUAGGUGCCGUUGACAUACACGCACUCAAAAUGUCUUUAAAAUGCGGCAUGAAAUUGGAAGUUACCAACGCAUUAAAUACUUUAACCACACUCUCUUAUUAUCGCAAUGCCUUAAUAGAUUUAAAACUGUGCGGAGAUUUGUUGGAUAUAUUGUUUGAUAUGAUAUUGGAAUAUUUAGAUUACGUUUCACCUGAAUGUACCGAAGAGAACUUAGAUGAGAACAUUAUAUCCCGAAGAAAAUUCAAACCGUAUCGACAAUUAUACCAAAUUUCUAAACAAGAAUGUGAAGAAUUUUCUGAGGCAGCAUAUGAACCAUCAAGUUUCUCAGAAGAAUGCUUACCUUCAUGCGAACAAUGUUGGUGUAUAACCAAUGUAAUAAGGAAUUUUUCGUUUAUUUACGAGAACCAAGAACACCUGGCAACACAUCCAAGAUUACUGUCUGUACUCAUGAGGAUUCUAUAUAUGGGAGAAGAUGAUAGUUACCAUGAAGAAAAAACGAAAAAAACGCCAGAAACCAGUGACAAUCAAACGAAGAGAGUUCGUAAACGGGCCUAUGAUAUUUUAGAAUUACGCAAGAGUGUUUUAAUAAUCUUAUCGAACAUUGCAGCCUAUCUCCCAUUAUCAUCGAUAUACCUCACAAAGGAUUUAUUAAUGGUAAUUGCCGACUUUCUGGAUUGUUCGGAUGAAUAUUAUGCACAAGUGGCUUUGGAAGUCUUUUCAAAGAUAUCUGUAUCAUACGAAAAUAGACUACGAAUUGGUGGGUGUGACGAAAUUACAUUAACAACCGUUUUCGAAAAAUUAGUGACGAUGUUAUCUCAUGGAGAAGGUGGUAUUGGAUUAGGCGGUUUUAGGGGAAUGAUUCCUCGUUCUUUGGCACAAGAUUUACCUUACAUUGCGACUUUAGUGAUGGCCUAUUUUAAUUUUGCUCAAUUAAGUGGGGAAGUAAUGAGGAAAAAAAUGGUUUCUACACCAGGAUUCAUAAGUCGAAUACUUAAAUUAUCGAUGAAUUUAGGCUGCAUUCGUCCUGGAAGUAGCAAUGAUGAAGAUUGCAUUAUGUUGGCAAGAAGAGCUAUGGAAAUGCUUAAGGUGUUGGCAAAAGGAAAUGAAGAGAGUUUUCUUGUAUAUACUGAACAAUUAUUAGAAGCUUUAUUAAGCCCGUACAUAGAUCGUGUAGUUAUUAAAGAUCUGGAAGCAAUAAUCUACCCCGGUGAUGUAUGA